AUGGGUUUGAAUCGUCCAAAUGGCUGUGGGAUUUCAACAAAAUUUUAUGAAAAUCCUGAAGUAAUAGCAAACUUUGAUCCCGUCAGAACAUGGCUUACGCGAAAUCACAAAAAAUACACACAAUCAGAGCCACCAACUAAUAAAAGCCUUGCCGGUCUUUGUUAUCAGCUUUUGAUAUUUCAGGAGCAUCAUUUUGGCAAAAUCAAUUCACCUGCGAAGUUACCUUCAAGACUCUUUCUUGACUUUAAGCCCGGUGGCUCUUUGUGCUAUAUUUUUCUUGUAUGUAUGAAAUAUCGGCAAGAUCAGGGUUGGAGAAAAUUGGAUUUCAGCUCGCCUCGAGUUGAUAAAUUUAUGGAAAUGUUCGAACUAAUCAAACGCGAAUUAUCUCAUCAACAUUUGUGGUCAAACCCCUCUGUAUUUUUCACUAAUGUAGAAGAGCCUUUGCUUGCUCGAUUGCAGGAAGCUGCUUUUGCCCUUGGUGCUGGAGUUUCUAGAUCACCGGAGGAAGCCACACAUCUCGUUUACCCUCCUCCAGAUAACUGGUCCGGCGAUGGUCGUGAGGACUCAUCGUGUCAGAGAUUCCGUCCUGUUUUCAAAGAAGGUCGGGGUCUUCUUCUUCACUGGCUUUUUUCUCCAGGUUCAUUCGAUAGCUGGAAUACAAAUCUCCCCGUAGAAUAUUCGGCCAACAUUGAUCCUGAGCCAAGGGUUCCUGGAGGCACUCCAUGGGCUGUUGACGCUAGGUGGCUCAUUUACUCCGCCAGUUAUCGUGAAUGGUUGCUGGAAGAGGAUUUUCUUCAUUCCAGUAGCUCUGUUCUCCCCCGGAAAUCAUUCACUUAUGAUGAAUUUAUAGAAUUUGUUAAUGCCCAACCUUCUCAAGCACCUGGUUCGAAUUGGACAAGCUCCUUCUCUGCGAGCUCUCUAUCUGCGUCGCCGCACGUUUCGACCACGACAUCGUCAGAUGCCACAUACCAGAAAAAGAAACGAAAGAGGUCUCCUUCACCUACGGAGUCCUACACUAGCAAUAAAAAGCGUCGUCAUGGUUCUUUGGUCAACUCUGCUUCUUCUUCUAAAUUUUCUUCAUCUUCUCGGAAGAUCAAAAAGGAAUUUCCAUUUCGUAUUCAACAGGACUACAUGGAAUCAACUCCCGAAGAUCAGAGGGAUGAAAAUACGAACGACACGAAUGACUUGACUCGUUCUCUGGAUGAUCCUGAACCUCCAAAUAAGGUCUCUCAAGUACCGUUGGGUGCUCCUGGUGCAAACAUGAUUUCAAGAAAUUCUCGUACCGCUCUUGCAACUGCCGAUCUUUCUACAAAAAGACGAAACAUGAAAUCCUUUGAUAUGAAAACAUAUGCAUCAGUCGACGCUGACCAUACGGGAGAGGGCGAUGGUGUAACUUCAGGUGCUGAUCAAUCAGGAGGCGCCGGUGAUAUGAGUGUGAUUGAACAGGCUCAUUGCAUUGUUGUUCCUUCCUACUCGGCAUGGUUUGAUUACAACGCUAUCCAUGCAAUAGAGCGCCGCUCCCUACCCGAAUUCUUCAAUGGCCGUAACAAGAGCAAGACACCUGAAACUUACUUAGCCUACCGUAACUUCAUGAUAGAUACCUAUCGUCUAAAUCCCCAGGAGUAUCUCACUUUCACUGCCUGUCGACGUAAUCUCACUGGAGAUGUCUGUGCUGUAUUACGAGUGCAUGCCUUUUUGGAGCAAUGGGGUCUCAUAAAUUACCAAGUGGCAUCGCCGCUAAUUCCCUCCGGCGCUGGACAGAUACCUUCAGAGGCCGCGCGUUUAGCCGUCGCAGCUAGUCUAGGACCCCCCUCCACUGCUCACUUUAACGUUCUCACGGAUAGUGCUAGCGGUCUGCAACCACUCGGUAGUCAAAAUCAGGCUGCUAUGUCAACUCUAGUUGUUGAAGAAACGGCCAAACAACAAUUGACCAAUAAGGAACAAUCUGGAGUAGAAACUGGCAAGAGUAAUGAAGGUGCUGAAGUUGAGGCUAAACCAGUCAAGCCGGAGUUGGGUACAGCAGAAAGCCAAGCCCCACAGCCUGGGCAGACAGAAACCCCUCCAGGUCAAACAGCUCCUCCAUCCACGGGUGAUCCUCUACUUCGAAGCGAUCAAUAUCUCUCUGGUAACAAUGCUACAGGCGACGCCAGUUCAAUAGCUCCCAAUCAGGUGCUACUCAAAGGCUCUAAUAAGGAUGGAUGGACAGACCAGGAAACCUUACUUUUACUCGAAGGUCUGGAAAUGUAUCGAGAUGACUGGAAUAAAGUGGCAGAACAUGUGGGCAGUCGAACACAGGACGAAUGCAUUCUGCACUUUCUGCGUCUACCUAUUGAAGAUGCCUAUUUGGAGGGGGAUUUCGGUAGUAAUUGUUUUUCUGCUUUAGCAGAUGCUGCUCAUCCACAACCUCCUUUCUCAAAGGCCGGAAAUCCUAUUCUCUCUACUGUCGCAUUCUUGGCUGCUGUAGUUGAUCCUAGGGUUGCUGCUAGUGCUGCGUCCGCAGCUUUGAAGGAGUAUGCUCAAAUGCGUGAGGAGGUCCCAGCGGGUCUGCUGCACGAACACAAGGCUCGAGUUCAAGCCGCAGUGAGAAUGGGUCGGGAUGUUGAUCCCACUAAAUUCGGUCUGGAUGAACUUGGUAUUGUUAAAUCCUCUGAGAGCGAAACCAAGAGAAAGUCUCCCACUGAAGCAGUAGACGAGGAACAGCAGGCAAAGGGGCCGGCCUCAGAAUGUGGUGCUGAAAGAACAGCAGAAGGAGAGAUAACGAAGACCACUGAUGGUAAAUCUGCUGCUGAUGUGGUUAAGGAAAGGGAUUCGGCAGAGACUACUGAAAAGAUGGAAGUUGACAUCGCGGCGACUGCUAAAGAUGCGGAGACUAAGAAGUCAACUAAUAGUCUACCGAAGAAUCCUGAUAGUCUGGGUACUGCUGCAGCUUGUGCUCUGGCUGCAGCCGCUACAAAGGCGCGUCACUUGGCCAGUGUGGAAGAGAAGCGCAUUAAGGGCCUUGUGGCCCAGUUAGUGGAAACUCAACUCAAAAAGCUGGACAUCAAGCUCAAGCAAUUUCAAGAGCUCGAGGCCAUAUUGGAGCGUGAACACGAGAUGUUGGAGCAGGCGCGUCAGCAGUUGAUGCACGAUCGUCAGGCAUUCCACAUGGAAGUGAUUAAAACCAUGGAAAGUCAGGCUCGUGUUUUAGUGCAACAACAACAACAGCCUCAGACCCCUCAGGCCAUUCAAACCGCUCCUCCCCCGCCACCAAAUGUCUCUCUCCAACAGAUCCGUUCUCAAGCCUCUCUUCAGCAACAACAAUUUCGUGCUCCACCGUACAUACAACAGCAGUCAGGUGGACCACCUCAACUGCGUCCAGCCCCUUCCACCAUGAUGAUAAGUUCUGGCGGAGGUCUUCCUAGACCCCCGGAACUUGCCCCUAUGAUGUCUCAGCAAGCACCACUUCCACCAACAAAUACUGGCAUGCCACCCAUGACUGGUCCACCUAAAUUGGCCCCUUCUGUUAAUGCGACAAAAAUGGCAGAUGGAGAUGAAAGUGGUGAGAAAGAGUCUGUUGGUCAAGAGGAAAUUAAAAAGCCCAUUGAACAGCAGGAAGCGGUUGCUAGGCCGCAAGGCCCUGCAGAGAUUAUUGCACAACAGCCUAGUGCAAGUACUUCAGACCAACAGGUCGGAGAGGAGACUAUUACUGAGGUGCAAAAAGUAGGCCAGGUUGAGGAGCAGGAUAACGGAGAUGGUGAUGAGGGUGAGGAUGCUGAAGGAAUGGAAGAAGAUGAUGACGAUGAUGAUGAGUCAUGA
Messenger RNA from Rodentolepis nana, 3795 nucleotides. The record is from the annotation of a GenBank genome assembly. Lineage: Eukaryota; Metazoa; Platyhelminthes; Cestoda; Cyclophyllidea; Hymenolepididae.